CUACGAUGGUGGUGUUCUAGCAUUAUCAGCAAGUUGCCAUUUUUCUUCUAUUACCACUCCAGCUUUUUCUACCACAAUGCUUUCUCCUAACGGCAACAGUAAUCAUCAUCAUCAUCGUCAUUAUCAAACACUCAAUUGCAAUUCUAUUUUAAAGCUCAAAAUGCAACCCUCAAUUCUCACUGGCACUACCCUCUUCAACUUUUCACUCCCCUGGAAUCAUCAAAGUGUUCCACAGCAUUUGUCCCAUUCUCUCUCAUUCUUCUAUUUAUUAAACUUCACCUUUUUGUUUUUUCUUGUUAUGGGUAUGAAUCAGUCCAGUCCAAAGCUUCAUACAAUUCUGCGUCAGAUUGGAUGAGUUUGAGUGGUCCCUCCUUUUCCCAACACCUGAAGCACCCCACCUGCUCGAGUUAAUUGACUACCCAAUGGGUUUGGGCCGGGGUUUCUGGUUAGGAUUUAUUCUAUUCUGUGUCUCCAGUAAAGUCGUUUUCAGCGAUCAAGAUGGUUUCUUGAGUUUAUCUUGUGGUGGAAUGACGAGUUUUGUUGAUUCUUCUAACUUGACAUGGGUCUCAGAUGGUAACUAUGUCAGUAUAGGCAACACUGCCACUGCCAGCUUUGUUGAGGGGACAUCAUCCUCUCAACUCCCUAUCCGGUUCUUCCCAAAUUCACCAGGUCGAAAGUGUUACAGGCUACCAGUGAGGAAUAUCUCGUCCUCUAUUCUUGUUAGGACCCAGUUCGUGUACAAGAACUACGAUGGGCUCUCAAAACCCCCAGCAUUCUCCGUUUCCCUUGGGACAGCUAUUAGCACUACCAUAAACCUUAGUAGAACUGAUCCAUGGACCGAAGAGUUUAUAUGGCUGGUUAAUAAAGACAUUCUUCCUUUAUGCUUGCAAUCACUUCCUGAUGCUGGUUUUCCUGUUAUAUCUACACUUGAAGUACGACCACUUCCUGAAGGAGCUUAUAGAACUGGAAUGGAAGAUUUCUCCAACAAGUUCCUUCGAAAGAGCUAUCGAAUCAGUUGUGGCUGCAACAAUGUGUCACUACGGUACCCUAUGGAUCAGUAUGACAGGAUAUGGGAUGCUGAUCUUUCACCUUUUCAUAUUUCACCUGGUUUCGAAAUACGAAGUACCUUCAAUUCGUCAAGUUUGAAGGAGACUCCUCCUGCUCCUGUUCUUCAAACUGCAAGGAUUUCACGGACGGAGGUCUUGACAUAUAAUUUACCCCUUGAUACUCUAGGCGACUAUUAUGUUGUUCUCUAUUUUGCUGGGAUUCUUCCCAUUUCCCCAUCAUUUGACGUGCUAAUCAAUGGGGAUAUCAUUCAAUCAAACUAUACCGUUAAGAGGUCGGAAGUGAGUGCUUUGUUCAUUGCAAGGAAAGGAAUCAAGAGCUUGGAUAUCACAAUGAAGAGUACUAGCCGCUACCCUCAAAUCAAUGCGAUUGAGGUGUAUGAGAUUGUUGACAUUCCCUUAGAAUCCUCUUCAACUACAGUCUCAGCCCUUCAGGUUUUUCAGCAAUCCACUGGAUUAGAUCUGGGAUGGGAUGAUGAUCCAUGCUCGCCAAUGCCAUGGGAUCACAUUGGAUGUGAAGGAAAUUCUGUUGUUUCAUUGGAGCUUUCUGAUAUCAACUUGAGGUCCAUCAGCCCCACAUUUGGUGAUUUAUUGGAUCUUAAAUCAUUGGAUUUGCAUAAUACUUCACUUGCCGGGGAGAUACAAAACUUGGGUAGCCUGCAACUUCUUGAAAAACUGAACCUGAGUUUCAAUCAGCUGACAUCCUUCGGUUUUGAUCUGGAAGACUUGAUUAACCUUCAAAUCUUGGACUUGCAAAGUAACAGAUUACAGGGAAUAGUUCCUGACAGCCUGGGGGAGUUAAAGGACCUUCACUUGUUGAAUCUGGAGAACAAUCAAUUGCAGGGAACUCUACCACUGUCUCUAAACAGAGAGAGUUUGGAAGUUCGGACAUCUGGAAAUUUGUGCCUUUCUUUCUCCUCAUUGACAUGCAACGGUCUUCCAAAAAAUCGGUCUAUCGAGACUCCAGAAUUUACCAUCGUUACAAAGAAGAAGCACAAUGUCCAUAAUCAUUUGGCAAUUGUACUCAGUGCAGUUGGGGGAGCUAUACUCAUUCUUCUCGUUGUUUCUCUUUCUGUGUUCUUUUAUACAAGGAGAAAGAGACCUGAAGUCACUUAUACAGCAAGAGCGCAAAGUGAGAUGAGAAACUGGAAUAUUGCGGCAAAACUCUAUUCGCACAAAGAAAUCAAAGCAGCUACAAACAAAUUCAAGGAAGUCAUAGGCCGCGGUAGCUUUGGAACUGUUUACCUCGGAAAACUUCCAGAUGGUAAACUAGUAGCUGUGAAAGUACGAUUUGAUAACUCCCAACUUGGAGCUGAUUCUUUUAUGAAUGAGGUUUCUCUUUUGUCGCAAAUUCGUCAUCAAAAUCUCGUAUCACUGGAAGGGUUUUAUCACGAGUCAAAACAACAAAUAUUGGUUUACGAGUAUCUACCUGGGGGAUCCUUGGCUGAUAACCUGUAUGGUGCAAGCAGUAAAAGAGUGACAUUAAGUUGGGUUCGCAGACUGAAAAUCGCUGUUGAUGCUGCGAAAGGGCUGGAUUACUUGCAUAAUGGGAGUGAUCCGAGAAUAAUACACCGCGAUGUGAAAUCCAGCAAUAUACUUUUGGAUGCAGAUAUGAAUGCCAAGGUCUGUGACUUUGGCCUCUCUAAGCGAGUAACUCGGGCCGAUGCGACUCACGUAACCACUGUUGUCAAGGGCACUGCUGGGUACCUUGAUCCUGAGUAUUAUUCUACCCAACAGCUAACUGAGAAAAGUGACGUCUAUAGUUUCGGAGUUGUUCUAUUGGAGCUCAUUUGCGGUCGAGAACCGUUGCGUCACUCUGGAAAUCCAGAUUCCUUCAAUUUGGUUCUAUGGGCCAAGCCAUACUUGCAGGCUGGUGCUUUCCAAAUUGUGGAUGAGAGCUUGAAUGGAACAUUCGACGUCGAGAGCAUGAGGAAGGUGGCGAUUGUCGCCUCGAGGUCUGUGGAGAGAGAUGCACCCCAGAGGCCUUGUAUUGCAGAGGUAUUGCGAGAGCUGAAAGAAGCCUACAGCAUUCAGCUUUCCUUUCUUGCUUCUUCUGGGUAUUUGCAUUGAAGCUCAGCCAAUACCAACAUAUGAGUAUUUCCUAUGUUUGUGUUUUGUGCAAGGUUUUCCCUUGAAGUAUGUCAAAAACAAGUUGGUUCCAGCAGUGUUCAGGGCUGCUGUAAUUUAUUCCAAAAAAAUGUUUGAGUUCAUGAUGUCUAUUUAAGCGUUUCAAUUAUCUGUAUUCUGUACACUCUGAAAUCUAUCUAUGAUGAUAUCUUUUUGGUCUUA
Molecule: messenger RNA, 3353 nt
Organism: Rhododendron vialii
Lineage: Eukaryota; Viridiplantae; Streptophyta; Magnoliopsida; Ericales; Ericaceae
Product: probable LRR receptor-like serine/threonine-protein kinase At5g48740
Exons: 16
Coding region: 423-3134 (903 amino acids)
Biological process (GO): protein phosphorylation
Molecular function (GO): ATP binding; protein kinase activity; protein binding
Source: RefSeq, a predicted model, not a curated record